Molecule: messenger RNA, 1262 nt
Organism: Gadus macrocephalus (Pacific cod)
Lineage: Eukaryota; Metazoa; Chordata; Actinopteri; Gadiformes; Gadidae
Gene: bin3
Product: bridging integrator 3
Exons: 8
Coding region: 131-748 (205 amino acids)
Biological process (GO): actin cortical patch localization; plasma membrane tubulation; endocytosis
Cellular component (GO): actin cortical patch; cytoplasm
Molecular function (GO): lipid binding; protein binding
Source: RefSeq, a predicted model, not a curated record
UACCGGAACUUGAGCGGCGGAGCUUUCGACUUCCGGUUCUUUAAUAAACUGUUGACAAGUGAAAUGGGAUGAAGUCCACCGAAGAAAUUCAAACCGCUGAAUGAAACGGGAUUAAAGCCAUACAGGCACAAUGAGCUGGAUUCCGUUCAAGAUUGGCCAGCCCAAGAAGCAGAUUGUCUCCAAAACCGUUGAAAGAGACUUUGAGCGUGAAUAUGAGAAACUACAAAAGCUCGAGGAUCAGACGAAGAAACUUCACAAGGACAUGAAGAAGAGCACUGAGGCUGAUAUAGCCAUGUCCAAGGCUGCUGUGAAGAUCUCUGCAGACCUGCUGGGUAACCCUCUGUGUGAGCAGGACCAGGUCUUCCUGGAGUCCAUGACUGCUCUGGAUACCGCCAUGAGGCGCAUGGACUCCUUCAACCUGGAGAAGGUCAACCAGAUCCAGAAGACCGUCAUCGAUCCUCUGAAGAAGUACAGCGGAGUCUUCCCUAGCCUCAACAUGGCGGUGAAGCGGCGGGAGCAGGCGCUGCAGGACUACAAGCGGCUGCAGUCCAAGGCGGAGAAGUACGAGGAGAAGGAGAAGACUGGGCCCAACAUGGUCAAGCUGCACCAGGCCAGGGAGGAGCUGCGGCCGGUCAGGGAGGACUUUGAGGCCAAGAACCAGCAGCUGCUGGACGAGAUGCCAAAGUUCUACCAGAGCCGCAUCGACUACUUCCAGCCCAGCUUCGAGGCCCUAAUCCGGGCCAGGUGAGUGGACACUCACUCACUCGAUUACACUGGGAGACACACACACAAAGGGACUCGCACGCACUCACACAGGGACACACACACACAUUGGGACACAGAGGGCCAGGUAGAGGGGGGUGGUGAAAGGCAUCGUGCCCCCUCAGGCUGCUGAUGUGAUCAGGCCCUGAUGAGGGCCCCACUGACUGACUCCCGGGCCCCUCUCCGGCCUGCUGCCCUCAGACCUGGGGCUCCUGGCUCUUUAACAGCAGCUGGACGUCUGGGGCAGCGCCACCGCCGUGCCAGACCAGUCUAGACCAGACCAGACGAGACGAGAGCCAUGUCAUUUCCUCUCUGGAAAAGCCACUGGCACACACCGCUAAUUAGCAAAGCAGAUUAACCCGGGCGUAAUGAGAGCGUAGGCUCUGCUGCGUGUUGUACCUUAAUUAGUGCACAGUGACACGCAGUUAAAUAAAGGGACUGCGUACUGCCAGCGACGCUGUCGUAGCGUGUCUCCGCCAUUGUUUGCUUCGAUCUCCCUC